Messenger RNA from Diatraea saccharalis (sugarcane borer), 513 nucleotides. The record is from the annotation of a GenBank genome assembly. Lineage: Eukaryota; Metazoa; Arthropoda; Insecta; Lepidoptera; Crambidae.
AUGAACAAUAUAAGUACUGCAAAGUUCGACGAGAGCGAGAACGGGCCGGCCCGGGUGGAGGUGUACUACUUCGAGCGCGGGCCGGACGAGUACCUGGCGACGAGCGAGGCGGGCGCCGCGCCCCCCGCCGCGGCCGCCGCGUGCGAGCGCUGGGCGCGGCGGGGGGCGCGCCUGCCCGCGCCGCUGCCCGCCGCCGGCCGCCUGCUGUGCGCCGUGCCCCUCGCGCUGCUCGUCGCGCUCGAGAGGUGCGCGCUGACGAUCGCGCGGGACGCGGUGACGGGCGUGGUGCAGACGGCGUCGGACUACGCGCUGAAGCCGGCGCUGACGCUCGCGUUCAACGCGCUGCUGCAGCCGCCGCUCGCGUUCGCGGCCAACGUGGGGCGCGCGCUGCGCGGGGCGCUGCGGCCGCUCGCGCUGGCGCUGGGCGACGCGACGCGGCCGGUCGCGGCGCUGCUGCGCGAGAUGCGACUGGUCGCCGUGCACUGCGACAGGGGGCGCGCCGCCGACGUGUGA